Schistocerca gregaria is the source of this 2797-nucleotide messenger RNA. RefSeq lists its product as uncharacterized. NCBI's taxonomy places the organism in Eukaryota, Metazoa, Arthropoda, Insecta, Orthoptera, Acrididae. The coding region runs from base 524 to 1135 and encodes 203 amino acids. The transcript has 5 exons. The record is from RefSeq and is a predicted model, not a curated record.
GUAGUCGUUAUUUCUUUGCUUGAAAUGCGGGUCGAUUUGCGUGGUUUUGUGUGCUAUGCAGUUCGUAUAUAGACGAAAUGUAAAAGGCGUUGUGUAUGACUAUCAAAAUUCCCUUAUCGUUGAUACACAUUUCGAAGUGCAAGAAUUUAAUCACUGUAGCUUCCAUUUUGUAUCUAUUUUGCGUUUCUGUAAUAAUUUGUUGAACUGGCGUGAACUUAACAGCGUGUGCAACUCACCCGUAGUACGUUCCUGUUGUCAUACGUAUUAGCCAGUCGGCUGACAGUACACGAUAGCAACUGAAAAUCAGUCACUUCCGUUUUUUUCCAACUUUAACUCCAUUUACGAAACUCUGACUAAAACUUGCUCCGAGUGAAAGAAAAUAUCCAUCAACUUCGUUUAUCAAACACAGGGAGCUACGAAGAAGCAGUGUUGGUCUUUAUCCACAUCCGAUUAAUUAUUCGCUCUGUUCACUUCCUACCAUUUUUUACGGGAAAUCUUCCAAUAAAAGGCCGUAGACAGGGUGAUGAGUGCUGAUGCAGAGUGUAGGGCCGUUCCACCUCUACGGCCUGUACGGGAGCAAGACGUGGCGGUCUUGUUGAAAUACCGCCACUGCUACCGCCACGAUGUGCAGUCUGAGCCGUCCCCGAGAUCCGCGCUCACAUAUGUAGUAUCAAACGUGGCAGCAGGUAAGGUGCAAGAGAGGCAAGGCGGAGGCGAAACAGCCCGACAGCAGCCGCCGCAGCAGCGCCGCGAUGUGGUUGAGGCAGAGGGAGGCGAAGAGGAAGAGGAGGUGGGGGAGGCCGAGACCAGCCGUGGCCUGCUACGGCGGCUGCUGGCCUGCUGCCUCUGCAUUAGGCUGCCACAAGGCCGCAGGUCCAGGAGGACCAGCAGAGUUCAUCCUGAAGAAGCGCCGACACCUGGCAGUCAGGCUAGGGAAGUGAGCCCUGCCAACAAAAUCCCGGAAACAUACACGAGGGAGAAGCAGGAGAUGGUGUCGGCAUGGGUGCUGAGGCAUUUUGGGAGCGCCCAGGACCGCUGCAGAUGGAUGGAGGAGCUGCACGGAGAAGGCGACAGCACACAAGGGGCAGAGGUAACGUAUUGCAGAAGCUUUAGCUAUGCAAGCAGUGGUGAGUAGAAGAAUAACAUAAAUUAUAAUUCAUAUAUACUAGGAGCAUUCACUGUAAAUAUACUGUGGUGUUACAUCAAAGACUUAAUCGUAGCGUCACAUUCAAAAUUUCAACUGAAACUCUUUUAUUUAAAGGAGAAAUCUUUAGUCUCCGUAAUGGAAGUAAAAACCUUUCAGUUCAACCGUGGAAUUAUCUGCUGCCAGCCUCAUCCUGAAUUCCACUGAGUAAUUGUUGUGUUGGGCGUAAUUUAUAAUGCGUGGCAUAAAAUAACGUACGAAAAUACAUAUUAGUAUAUUUCCUCUUAUAAACUGUAGCGGUUCAUAGAUAAUGAGUUUAGUAGUGUGAGUUCCAUAUUUUAAAAGAGGAAACAGGAAAAAAUCUUGAAAUGUAAUUAUCGUAGUCGAAUUACCAGUCCUAUAGCGCAAGAUAGGGAAAGGACGUGAAAUAGUGAAUACAUUUUAAUAUAAAAUAAAAAAAAUCCAUGUUAACACUACUUCCUCGUAAAUAUCAAAGACUUCGCACCAACAGAGGACGAACAACUUAAGUAUCUAGAUUCCUUGAAUCUUUGUCAGAUCUGUUACAAAAAUACCGACGCCGAUAUUUUCAACAAAUAGCUGUUGACGUUUUAAAUGUCACAUUAACUGAAAUACUAAAGUAAAUUAAAAUAGUUUAUAGGCUGUGUUUGCAUCAUAAGAAGUACAGCGAUAGACACUGAAUUAAUAUUUUUGUGUCAUUGACCUAAACUAAAUAAUAGCGAACUGUAGCAGCAGACAUUGAGUAAGAAUACCGUAUUGAAACAGUGUACUUGCACUAAAUCAACCUGAGUGUAAUGUGGACUCCACAUCAUCAGAGCUACAGAUGUGCUAGUCGAGAUUACAAGUGUGGCCAGCUAUUACGCAAGGCAGGGAGCUGGAACAGACACGAAUGCAUGCCAUAUGCGGGACUUACAGAUGUUGGUUUCAUUCACUGCCCAGCCUCAGUGUGGGUUUUAGGCGGUUCUCCACGCUCGUUUAGGUCAAUACUGUGCUGGUCCUCAGUCUCUGCCUCAACGAAUACACAAACAACUGGAAUACUAAAACAUAAAGUACAGUGAAACUUCCUGGCAGAUUAACACUGUGUGCAACACUAAGACUCGAACUCGAGACUUUUGUCUUUUGCGGGCAGGUGCUCUUUCAUCUCAGCCACCCAAGCAUGACUCACGACCUGUCCUCACAGUUUCAAUUUCAUAUGAGCGCACAGUCCGCUGCAAAGUGAAAAUCUCAUUUUGGAAACACCCCUGAAGCUGUGGCUAAGCCAUGUCCCCGCAAUAUCCUUUCUUCUAAGACUGCCAGUUCUGCAAGGUUCGCAGGGAAGUUUGGAAGAUAGGAGACGAGGUACUGGCAGAAUUGAAGAUGUGAGGACGGGUCGUGAGUCGUGCUUGGAUAGCUCAGAUGGUAGAGCACUUGCCCGUGAAUGCCAAUGAUCCCGAGUUCGAGUCUCGGUCUGCUACACAGUUUUAAUCAGCCAGAAAGUUUCGUAUCAGCGCACACUCAGCUGCUGAGUGAAGAUCUCAUUCUAUAAAGAACCGUGUUUACAGGAUUCGCAGACAGGUGGUGAACACAAGUUUCCUCCAUUAGGCUUAACUUAUGGCUGAGGUGGCCAGCCAGAAAGUAAAAAUUAAAAACAAAAAA